AUGACGAAAGUAUUCGACGCCGCGGAAGUGGCCAAGCACUCGACGGCCGAGAGCUGUUGGGUGGUGCUAUACGGCAACGUGUACGAUGUGACCGACUUUAUCCCGUCUCAUCCGGGCGGCUCGCGCGUGAUUCUGCAGCUGGCGGGACGCGACUGCACGGCAGAGUUCGACCCGAUCCAUCCGCCGGGGACGCUGGACGAGCUGAAGCCGGAAGCGAAGCUGGGGACGCUGGACGUGGAGAGCAUAAAGGUGGGAGGGGGGGAUGACGAUAAAAGUGCUCCCAAAGACGACGAGACGUAUCGCCCCCCACCGCUGGAGUCGCUGCUGAACCUGGACGAGAUGGAGACGGUGGCGACGAAGCUGGUGCCGCGCAAGGCGUGGUCGUACUACUUUUCGGCGGGCGACGACCUGCUGUCGAAGCGGCUGAACCAUACGGUCUUCCAGCAGAUCCUGCUGCGGCCGCGCGUCUUUGUGGACAUGACGGCGUGCUCGACGACGACGACACUGCUGGGCGGCCAGCUGGCGGUGGGCCUGCCGGUAUUUGUGUCGCCGGCAGCGAUGGCGCGUCUGGGCCACCCGGACGGCGAGGCCGGGAUUGCGCGCGGCGUCUCACGGUUUGGGGCGUUGCAGAUCGUGUCGCACAACGCGUCGAUGACGGUGGAGCAGAUCGUGGCGGACGCGCUGCCGGGACAGCUCUUUGGCUGGCAGAUCUACGUGCAAAAGGACCGGCGCAAGAGCGAGGCGAUGCUGGCCCGGAUCAACGGCCUGUCCCAAUACUACCGCUGUGUGGUCCUGACGCUGGAUGCCUCUGUGCCGGGAAAGCGUGAAGACGACGAGCGACAGCAGUUUGGGACCGGAGCCAGCUUUGCGGCCGCUACCCAGGAUGUCGGCAGCCAGCCGGCCGGGGCCGGGAUCGGACGGCAGAUGUUCUUCGGCACAGCCACCGACAUCACGUGGCAGACCACGCUGCCCUGGCUCGCUGCCCACACGUCGCUGCCGAUCGUGCUCAAGGGCAUCCAGACCCACGAAGACGCCUGGCUGGCGGCUCGCUAUGCGGCCGCCCAUCCCGGCUCGGUCCAGGCCAUCAUCCUGUCGAAUCACGGCGGCCGCUCGCUCGACACGGCUCCGCCGGCCAUCCACACGCUGCUCGAGAUCCGCAAGUACUGUCCGGCCGUGUUCGACCACGUCGAGGUCUGGAUCGACGGCGGCGUCCAUCGCGGCACCGACGUCGUCAAGGCUCUCUGUCUCGGCGCCAAGGCUGUCGGUGUCGGUCGCGCUGCCCUCUGGGGCCUCGGCGCUGGCGGCUGGCGUGGCGUCGACCGUACCUUUGAGAUCCUCUCCGACGAGAUCAAAACCUGCAUGCGUCUGCUCGGCGCCACCUCCAUCGCCGACCUCAACCCACGUCUGGUCAACACACGUGCUGUCGAACGAGACAUCUUCGACGGCGGGGCUGGCCUCAACGAGCUCGGCCUCCUCCCCGUCAAGGCUAAGAUCUGA
This is a messenger RNA of Grosmannia clavigera kw1407, 1497 nucleotides long. Its product is annotated as mitochondrial fmn-dependent dehydrogenase. The transcript is spliced from 4 exons. The record is from RefSeq and is a predicted model, not a curated record. Gene Ontology annotation, molecular function: oxidoreductase activity; heme binding. Bases 1 to 1497 code for a protein of 498 amino acids. NCBI's taxonomy places the organism in Eukaryota, Fungi, Ascomycota, Sordariomycetes, Ophiostomatales, Ophiostomataceae.